GACCAUCCCUGAAUGGUGAGAGGGAGAAGGUCACCAAAGAAGGUGAAUGGUCUUCAGGAAACAUUGUCCCAUCAGAGAAGGGAAUGAAUUUCAAAGGAAUGGGAGCUGCAGCUUGCCCAGGGAGACCCUGAGACCAUCAGUAGGGAUAUAGAAAGCAAGAGGGAUGCCUGGUGUAGGUGGAUAAGGACAACAGUUUUGUUGGGUUAUCAGCUGAAGUCUUGUAUCAAUGCAGAACUGAUUUUGGGGGUUAGUCCUAAAAAACUUGAAUUCGGUGACAUUGGAAGCAUGCUGCAAAAGGCUGCUGCUGGAUGUGACUUACAAGCCUGGGAGUGUGCAGGGUAAAUGUUUUUGUUUUUGUUUUUCUUGAUAUCUGUGUGAACUCACACUGAGAUUACUUCCUUUAUGAUACUGAGAUUUUAUCUUAGUCUUAAUUAUGGUUAAGAUGCUUAAUAGCCAUCUAUUUCAUAAUUUUAUAUUAAAUCACUAGUGAUAUUUUAAAAGUUAAGGGGUAAGAAAUUACCCUGUUUGUGUUCACUAGGCCAGAACUGGGCCUGGUUUGUGAAGUGCUGCGUUCCCACUUAGGACUGAUUUUUAUAAGGAUAUUUUAUACUGGGUGUGAGCUUGAAUAAAUGUAUCACACUGGACCUCUUGCAAAGGGCUGUCCGCUGUUGCAGGGUGUGGAAACUGGAAAGGGGAAUAAAAUGCUGCUUAGAUGUAAUUUUUGUUCUUGUUACCAAUCUCUGACUAAUGACAGCUUUGGCAAACUUUGAUAUGCAGCUGAGAAAUUAACAGCCGAUUUAAAGACAGUCAAAUGAACUCUCUCUGCUUUUCUUCCAGCUUGUUAUGGAAUUGUCCAGGUUCCUACCGGACCAUGGUUCUGUCGGAAAUGUGAAUCUCAAGAGAGAGCCGCCAGGGUGACAUUUCCGCUAGGGAAGGAAAAGGGCUGCAUGUCACAGGUUUUCAGGCUUUCUAAGCAGGCGCAGAAAAGUCAAACAAAACAAUAAACGCAUAGAAAUUUUCCCUGACUGAUGUCACGAGAAAACAAUGACCAUUUCCUGGGAGGAGCGCUUGGGGCUGCGAGAGUGUCCCUUGUGUGUGGCAAUGUGCCCCAAAACCACCUCAGGGCUUCAAAAGGGCUUUAUGGCCCAGGGAGAGCUGCACGUGGCGAUGGCCCGACAUGGAGGCGAUGACGGGCAGGCAGGACCGCAGUAGUGAGGGGAGAAAUGGAGCACAGUCCUCGCCACCUGCUCUGAGAGAUGUGAACUGUGUCCCCACAAAGACGGAGCCCUGAAACGGACCGACAACGGAGGGUGGGCCCACGUUGUCUGUGCUCUGUACAUCCCAGAGGUGCAGUUUGCCAAUGUGCUCACCAUGGAGCCAAUUGUCCUACAGUAUGUACCCCACGACCGCUUCAACAAGACCUGCUACAUCUGUGAAGAGCAGGGCAGAGAGAGCAAAGCAGCCUCUGGAGCAUGCAUGGCCUGUAAUCGACAUGGCUGCCGGCAAGCUUUCCAUGUCACCUGUGCCCAGAUGGCUGGCCUCUUAUGUGAAGAGGAAGUCCUAGAAGUCGACAAUGUCAAAUACUGUGGCUACUGCAAGUACCACUUCAAUAAAAUGAAGACCUCACGUCACUCUGGAGGGAGCUCCUUCAUUGCUGGAAGACGGAGUCGAUCCACGUCCCCUGCUCAAGAGAAGCAUGUAUCCCACCACGAAAGGCCAAAGAAGAGUCGUAAGGACAAGGAAAGACCUAAACAGAAGCACAAAAAACGUCCAGAAUCUCCCACCAGCCUUACGCCAGCCUCAGUGCCCGUCGCUGCAGAAAAGGGCUCCACCAGCCACCAUGAGGGGAGCAAAGAGACCUCAGAGGUCGGGAGAUCGGAGGUGAAAGGCAAGAAGUCCUCAAGCCAUGGCAGCAGCCACAAGGGGAAAAAGACGGGAAGUGGGAAAAGCUCGGCUGGCUUCAGCUCAGCUUCCUCCAGCGGGACCUUCCAGCCUGCAGGCACCUCCUGCAGCUCCUUGCAGUGCUCCCAGGAUUUCGUGACAUUCCCCAAGCUCGAGCAGGACGACGAGAAGUACCGGAAGCCUGUCUCUUCCUCUUCUUCUUCGCACUGCUCUCCUCUGUAUGAAGGCCAGAAGGGGGAUGUCUUUGAGCAGAAGGUGAUCUUCUCAGGCUUUGGAUCCAUCAUGCGCUUCUCCACCUCCGCAGUGAGCCAGCAGCGAGGCCGUGAUGCCUCCCCCGUGGACUACAAGGCCUCGAACCCUGUCAGCGGCCCUUCGGUGGGGAGCAGCGGGGCCGCGGGCGGCAGCAGCAGCAGCAGCAGCCACAAGCGCAUGCCAUCCCUCAGCAUGGAAGAGGGAGAGGUGCUGAAAGAAAAGAAGCACAAGGGCAGCAAGAAAAAUAAGCAUGGGCCUGGCAGGCCGAAAGGGGGCAAAAGCAAAGAGAUUUUGGGUGCCCAGCUGGCUGGGUCCACGUCUACGUCUUCGUCGCCCUUCUCCGGGGGCUCCCUUGUUAGCUCCAGCAUCAGCAACUCUUCGCGGCCCUUCAGCCACACGGGGAACCUGCCCAGCCUCAGCAUGGAAUCCCCACUGCUGAGUUCAGGGAUCUACACCAGUAACAAGGACCCUAUUUCCCACGGGGGCGGAGUGCUCCGAGCUGUGUGCAGUACGCCCCUCUCUUCCAGCCUGCUGGCACACCAGGGUACGUCGUCUCUCCCACAGCUCAACCGGUCUCCCUUUGCUAGCACCAUCCCAGCCUCCUCUUCCUCCUCGGUCUCCACCACGCAGGUGUUCUCACUGGCAGGUUCAACAUUUAGCCUCCCCUCCUCACACAUUUUUGGAAGCCCCCUCACAUCUGGGCUGUCAAUCAACCCGCUCUUAAAUCAGUCGGAAAGCAGCCGGGCAGAGCCCGACCUGGAGGACUGCAGUUUUGGCUGCCGAGGGACGUCGCCCCAGGAGAGUCUCUCUUCCAUGUCCCCCAUCAGCAGCCUGCCGACCCUCUUUGACCAGACGGUGUCCUGCAGCAGCAGCGGGCAGCUGGAGAAUGUUCCCCAGGCCACCCCAAACAUCGAGCAGCUUCUGGAGAAGCAGGGCAAUGGGGAAGCCGGCGUAAACAUUGUAGAAAUGCUCAAAGCCCUGCACUCGCUGCAGAAGGAGAACCAGCGGCUUCAGGAGCAGAUCAUGACGCUGACAGCCAAGAAGGAGCGUCUGCAGCUCCUCAACGUCCAGCUCUCCGUCCCUUUCCCGGUGGUGACCAGCAGCAACGGCCCUGGCAGCCAGGCCCAGUACAUCCUGCCUCCCAACGUCUGCAACAACGAUUCCCUGAGCAUCAGCAAGAGCCCGCCGUGCAAGAACAGCUUUGGGAUCGAGAACUCGCUCUCCACUUCCUCUGAGGACCCUCAUUCAGGUUGCCCCAGCAGGAGCAGCUCUUCCCUGUCCUUCCACAGCACUCCUCCACCCCUGCCCAUGCUGCAGCAGAGUCCUGCCUCGCUACCCCUGCCCGGGGUGCAGCAGGUGAAUGGCCUGGCCAGGGUGGCAGGCAGCGGGCUGGGGGGAGGCACCACUGCCAGCCACAGCCUCUCCACGGUGCCCAUGGUGGACGGCCUGAUGGGGACCCUGGCAGGAGGCCAGCAGAUGCCCAUCAACGGGAUCCUGGGGAAUCUGAACGGAGCUCAGGCUGCCCAGCCUCCGAGCGCGCUGACGCAGGCGAGCGGGCCUCCGACCUUGCAGCUCUCCACCAGCCUGAGCAGCAUGCCCAGCCUGAGUCCCCUGACAGAGCAGCAGCGGCACGUCUUGCACCAACACGAACAGCAACUUCAGCAGCUUCAGCAGCUCCUGACUUCUCAACCGCUUAAUCCGGAGCAGCAGGCCCUGGUGUUCCAGAUGAUGCAGCAAAUCCAGCAGAAGAGGGAGCUGCAGCGGCUGCAGAUGACGAGCUCGUCCCAGCUGUCCAUGAGCAGCCUCCUGGCGGCCACCUCUGCCCCCCUCCUGCACUCCAGCACCAGCGCCCUGAUGACCUCGGCCCCCCAGGCGCCCCCCAGCAGCAGCUCUCUCAUGGCCUCCCUCUCCCCCCAGCAGCUCAACCCUAGCAAUGCCCUCCUGGCUCCACAGGCCACCCCGCCACUCAGCACUCCUGGGAACAGCCUCAUGGCUUCGGGGACAGGCAUCCCACCUGUCCUUACAGCACAGACUAACCCGUUUCUCAACCUGCAGGCUGAUGGCAACACCCCAAAAGGAACGAGCAUGAAUGAAAAGGGAGCUCCUCUUACCCAGGACAAGGGCUAAGCUCCCCCCUCACCCCGAACAAACCAGCAGCCAACUCCUCUCAGCCAGGGGAAUGUGGCUUCCCGCAGUCAGCAACUUUGAUACUGUUAGAGCAAUGAGCACAAGGCUUCCAAGAAGCAUUUCCUGCCGCUGGGCAAUGCCAAGAGGUGCUUUGGAAGACAGUACGUCUCUGACCAAGCCCCGGCUUCGGGAGGAGCGAAGGCGGGGGGCAGCCUGCCGCGCUGGUCUGUGCCACACAUGCUCAGAGUGAAGCUGUGUUUCCACGCAGAGUGGAGGAGAGCUAACACCAGAUGCCUGCCGGUCUCCUCCCUGCCGGGAGUGCGAGCGUGUGUUUACGUGUGUGUAGCCCCCAGGCCGAGGCACUAGAGACCAUCGAGCAUCCUUGGCCAAGACCUCGGUGGAGGGAGGCCCCUCUGCUGAGGACUCUUUUCUGCACAGUGCAGAGGAAUCUGGCAGUGCCCUCGGAGGCAGCACUGGAUGGGCCGCGGCUGGGGAAGUGGGACGUGGUGGCAGUGCCCGCCUGGUCUGCUUCGCCCCGAGGGGGAGGCUGAGAAGAAGCCCCGCAGCUGAGGUCUCUCAACUGCUUCUCAUCUGCUGGGCUCUUAGGAUGCUGUUGUCUCUGUAGCCAACGUACGAUGCCCCUGCACGCCAGCUGGAUCCAUACCCAGCCUGAAAAGCCACGAGUGGCGGAGCGAUGGGGAAGGAUUGGUGCGUGGGGAGGUGAAAGCCACCAACUUCUUUAGAGGACAUUGCCACGUCUGCUCACAAGCUGCUGUUGGGUCGGUGCUGUACGUGUCACGUGAAAAGCACACUCCUGCUCCUCAUGCCGUCUUUCAGUCUACUUCCAAGAUUUCCAAAGCCUAAAAUUUCAGCUUGCAACAAGGGCCGUAGCCAGUAUUACCCUUACCGUAGCCAACUCCAGAAGGUGCGUUUGAACCUGGCACUUGUUUCCUAGGCUAAGCUGGGCGAUAGAAAUGUGUGUGUGUGGAAGACAGUCCCGGAUCGGGUACCUGUUCAUUCUUACCCAUCACAAAUCAUUCCAGUCUGGCAAAAAACAACAAAACAAAACAAAAACCUACCAACGUUCUUCCACUGGUCUUGGGCACUUGAGAAAAGGGAUCUCCAAGCAAUGGGCCGACCUCCCAAGCUAGGACAUCGGACCCUUCGUUGUUUUCCACCUCUUGACCUUAACUCCAGGAACCUUGGCAAAGGCACCGGCUUCCUCUGAGCUGGGAUGCGAUGGAUUGAUGGAAGGACAGGUGGGGCAGCCCCGAGGGAGGGCAACACCUACGUCAAACGUACGCGUGCCCCUUUGCCUCAUCCCCCGGCUAAAUGCAGAGCUCUGGUGGGUGGGGGGCAGGCGCGAAGACUCCAGCAAAUAGAAACUCUGAGGGUCUUAAAAAAUAAUAAUAACUGUCAGACCUUAACAAACACUUUUCAGCACAUUCCCACUGCCCCUAACUGGUUUGCACUAUUCAAAUUUGUCAGCAGUGGGGCUGUGCUGAUAGUACUAGGAGAGCUUGUUACAGGCAAAUCUCAUCUGCUAAAUCUUUCAUCCUGUCUUCUGUUCUGUUCUUCUUUCUUCGGAGGAUUAUCACGGUGGUUGGAUAAGGCUAAAACAAGAGGAACCUUUUUGAUCUCAGCCUCUAGUUCUGUGAACUGGGUAGAACACUGCUGUCUGCUCAGAAAUAUAUAUAUUAUAUAUAUAUAAUUUUUUGUUUUAAUACAGAAAAGCUAAUGUUUUAACAAGGUUAAGAAGCUAUUGGAAAGAUGCAGAUGGCAGCUAAAAGUGAAAAUACAGGAAAAAA
Molecule: messenger RNA, 6089 nt
Organism: Oxyura jamaicensis (ruddy duck)
Lineage: Eukaryota; Metazoa; Chordata; Aves; Anseriformes; Anatidae
Gene: MLLT6
Product: MLLT6, PHD finger containing
Exons: 20
Coding region: 1372-4281 (969 amino acids)
Biological process (GO): regulation of transcription by RNA polymerase II
Cellular component (GO): nucleus
Molecular function (GO): histone binding; nucleosome binding
Source: RefSeq, a predicted model, not a curated record